Messenger RNA from Perkinsus marinus ATCC 50983, 609 nucleotides. RefSeq lists its product as hypothetical. The record is from RefSeq and is a predicted model, not a curated record. The transcript has a single exon. The annotation marks the transcript as partial. NCBI's taxonomy places the organism in Eukaryota, Perkinsozoa, Perkinsida, Perkinsidae.
AUGCAUGAUCCUGAGAGCUAUGCAGCCUAUUUGGCCCGGGCACGUGCCAAAAUUGAUGAUGUUAUGGAUGAAUGGGCUACUGCUAAUGGUGCUUCAUACCGUCUGGCAGCCUUAAGACAACCUUCUCAUCGACGACAUUACGUUGGUCAACGGGUUCGCCUGAAGAUUUUCCAUGGCAACAAUGCUCCGGCCCGCAAGUUGCUUCCUAAAUGGCAGGCAGACUGGUACAUUUUCAAGUUUGUUGCUGGAUCUAAUAACAAGACGGUGGUAGUUCGACAUUUCCCAGAUCUACAGAAGAAGGUCAUUUCUACCGACUAUAUAUUGGCAGAUCCAGUUCAACCAGAAAUGAUACCGGUUCAGCUCAAUAUUGUGAGAAUGGAACCUCCUGUUGAUGAAGCUCCAAGGGUUCCCUUGUAUCCUUUCAAGGAAAUCCCUAUAACGGUUCCGGUAUUGCAAGAAGACCCUUUGGAUCAUUUUGCAGAUUCCGAUGAAGUUUCGUCAUAUGUCGCCGAGAUGGGUUCUCCUUCUCAUGAUAGGCCAUAUCAGCCUCAACCUUCGGCAUAUUGGGUUGCUCAAGAUGAUACUGAUGUGCUACAACCACUACCACAG